Messenger RNA from Pieris macdunnoughi, 1464 nucleotides. Lineage: Eukaryota; Metazoa; Arthropoda; Insecta; Lepidoptera; Pieridae. The record is from the annotation of a GenBank genome assembly.
AUGAAAAAGCUGAAAGCCGAGAAGAGUCCCGGACCAGACGGAAUAUGCAAUGAGGCACUUAAAAUAGGAGCACCCAUUUUAACAUAUCAUUUUACGCGAUUGUUCAAUAAGAUACUAGAUGAAGAAAAGGUACCAAAACAGUGGUGUACAUCGGAUAUAAUCCUUCUCUUCAAGAAAGGAAAUCCCUUAGAUAUAGGGAAUUACAGGCCCAUAAGUCUGCUGGCAAGUAUUUAUAAACUAUUUUCAUCCAUAAUCUUAAAGAGAAUAUCUGACGAUAUUGAUAAGCAGCAACCAAAAGAACAGGCAGGAUUCAGAUCAAGCUUCAGCACAAUGGACCACAUACAGACAUUAGAGCAAGUCAUAGAAAAAUACAGAGAACACAAUAGACCUCUGUAUGUGGCGUUCAUUGACUAUAGCAAAGCUUUUGAUAGCAUUAGUCACUGUGCAAUCUGGAACGCUUUACAAUAUUCAAAUAUCAACCAGAAAUACAUCAAUGUUUUGAAAUAUAUCUAUACAAAAAGCACGAGCAGAGUUAAAUUAGAAACUAGAGGCGACGAAAUAAACAUAGAACGCGGAGUUAGACAAGGUGAUCCUCUUUCCCCGAAGCUGUUUAUAGCAGUCCUUGAAACUAUCUUCCAAAAACUAGACUGGAAGAACAGCGGAGUGUACAUAAACGGACAAUACUUAAACAAUCUGAGGUUCGCAGAUGAUAUUGCUGUUAUUGCUGAGACUGCAAAAGACUUAGACGAAAUGAUGAGAUCACUGGACUGCGAAAGUUCCAAAAUCGGCCUUGAAAUGAAUGUAAAUAAAACGAAGAUACUAACGAACAAUCGGGAGCGCCAGAUAGUGAUAAAAGGUAAUAAUAUAGAAUACGUCAGGCAAUACAUAUACUUGGGCAAACAAAUUUCCUUCAAAACUUCAAAUAACGAAGAAGAAGUGACAAGGAGAAUCAACACAACUUGGAAGAAAUUCUGGGCACUAAAAGAAAUCUUAAAAGGCAAUUACAGCUCACACAUGAAAAGGACAAUAUUUGAUACAUGCCUGUUACCUUGCUUGCUGUAUGGCUGCCAAACUUGGACCUUUACAAAUAAAAUAAAACAAAAAAUUAAAAGUAACCAAACAGCAAUGGAAAGGAGUAUGCUGAAAAUUAGGAAAAUACACAAAAUUAGGAGCGAAGAAAUUCGUCAAAAAACCAAAUUAACUGAUGCUCUCAGGCACGCACUCUUACUCAAAUGGAGAUGGGCUGGACACAUCUCACGAUACCGAGACAGAAGAUGGACCAUUGAAACCACACGAUGGAAAGGACCCAUGGGGAAGAGAAAUGUUGGUCGACAAUUAAGACGGUGGGCUGAUGAUAUAACACACGUCGCAGGAAACGACUGGAUACAAAUAGGCAGAGACAGGGAGUCAUGGAAAAGGAUGGAGGAGGCCUUUACCCAACAGGGAUCCAAACCUUGUACAUAA